GCAGAGGUGUUCCCGUUCUUUGCUGAGCUGCAGACAGGCACCGACAACGGAGUGUUCAGUAAUAAAGUGAAGCUGUUCUCCGCCACUCGAUCGGCGCCCAACGUAUGGGAGCGGACCUACUACAGACUCGACCCAACUUCACUUAUCCUGGAAACAUCUGAGGGACCCAGCAAUGCCACAGUUUUGACGAUGGUGACGGAGCCAAACUCGGACCUGCACUCGCCCGGCGGCCGCUUCCACUUCGAGUAUCAUCAUCACCGCACGGAGAUGGCUCCCAGCAGCAGUGAAUGCAUCAACGCUUCAUCCUCCACGACAGAGUCGCUGCGGAAACUGCGGCUGUGCGCGACUCUGGCGUCGGCCGACGGUUUGAACUACUGUGGUCCGCACAACUUGGUCGCGGCGGAAAGCUGCAGUCGGGACGGGUCGCGGGUCAUCACAGGUUUGCUGACGCCGUUCUACCGAUUCUCGAUGCAGCAGUGCAAGCGAUUCGCCGACCUUGACUAGCUAAUCCUACCCACAUUAUUAUAUAUAAGUAGGCAUAUAAAAUUAUCAGAGGCUGAUAUACAUACAAUUAUAGAGUCAUCAUCAUGAUAUGUGCAAUGAUUGUACAAUGAAAAGCACUGAAGUGCA
Messenger RNA from Geodia barretti, 630 nucleotides. The record is from the annotation of a GenBank genome assembly. Lineage: Eukaryota; Metazoa; Porifera; Demospongiae; Tetractinellida; Geodiidae.